AUGGCCCAGACGCAGACCUCCUCUGACAAGGUGUCCGUCCUGGCCAUCCUCCAGGUCCUUGGCGAUCUGCUCUCUGUCGGCACAGACCGGAGGAUCCACUACAUGAUCAGCAAGGGCGGCAGCGAGGCCCUGCUGCGCGUCCUGGUGGACACAGCGCGGACCCCAGACCCCGACUACGAUGUCCUCCUGCCGCUCCUCCGGCUGCUGGCCAAAGUUGGUUUGCGAGAUAAAAAGUUCGGACAGAAAGCACUGGACUUAGAAGCGCUCGAUGUGACGUUGAUUCUGGCCAGGAAAAGCCUGGCUCACAGCUACCACCUCCUUCACUACCUCUGGGUUCUGCGUGUUUCUGCCUCCAGUGUAACUACGGCAGCCAUGCUAGGGAUUAAUGGAGCGAUGGAACUGCUUUUCAAGGUCAUUACUCCUUAUUCACGGAGGCACACCCGAACAGUCAGGGCAGCCACGGAAGUUCUGGCAGCACUGCUGAAAUCCAAGUCCAACAGCCGCCGGGCGGUGAACAGAGGCUACGUGGCCAGCUUGCUCAGGCUGCAUCAGGACUGGCACAGCCAUGACACGGACCACACCUACGUGACGAUCCGCCGGGGACUCCUGCUCUGCCUCAAGCACAUCGCCACGCUUCGGUCAGGCCGAGAGGCCUUCCUGGCGGCCCAGGGCCUGGAGACCCUCCUCGGCAUGGCACAGCGCUGCCUGGACCAGGAAAGCGCGGAGCCUGCCGUCUCCGCCAUGCUCCAGACCCUCCGGCAGGGCCAUCCCAGGAGCCCGCUCCCCCUGCUCACCGCCAAGAGUGCCUACGCCUUCCCAGACACCAGCGCCACCCCAGAGCCGCCACACGCCCUCACUGAAGAGGAUUUUGAAGACAACAGUGAUGAGGAGGUGGACAAAGACUCGGAAUCUGAUCCCGCAAAAGAGGAGGAUGACGACUUAGAAACGGAUGUGGACAAGCUGAGUGCCAAGCCUGGUCUAGACCGACCCGAAGAGGAGCUGGCACAGUACCAGCACAUGUGUCCGGAGCUCUCCUGUAGCUUUGAGGAACUGCAGUCCCCAUUGGGAUAUGAUUUGAACCUGGAAGACACCCAGCAUGCCAAUCACCGCCACAUUCCCACGGUCACCUUCCCGGGACAGCGUUGCUUCAACAAAGACCACAGCUCGUGGGGGCCAGAAAGAACAAAUCCGGCCUCGGCCUCCCUCCUGCGCAGGGUGAAGACGGGGAGAUCCUUCAAAAGAAGGCCUUCAGUGAAUGCACCCCCAAACACGCAGACCAGCAGCACUGGGACAGAAGAUCCUUCCGGAAAUGAUGCCUCCGGCAUCCAGGCCUUCCCAGAAGAGGAUGCUUGGGACAGAGAAGCUAUUUCUUGUCCAAGGAUACGUGACUUCUCCAAUUCCACCAAGCCUGGAGAAACUGCUGGAGUCAUGGAACAGCUUCUGCGUGCACACCACAAGCAAAUCCCUUUCCAUGACCCUCGUGUUUACAUGGCCAAAGCCCAAAGAACCAGGUCUGCAGUGGACUUCGAGAUGGUGGCCUUCCCUGACCUCUGGGGACAUUGCCCGCCUUCCUGUGCCCAGCCCAUGCUGGAGCGCAGACGGGGCAUCCAAAGGAUCAAGAUAUUGGAGGAUGUCCGGAGGCUCACCCAGCCAAACGACAUUAUCAACAGAGUCGUCUUCAGUUUGGAUGAGCCUUGGACUUUGCAAGACACCACACCCGGUUGCUUAAGGUUCUUCUCCAAGUUUGAGUCAGGAAAUCUUCGCAAAGCUAUCCAAGUGCGUGAGUUCGAGUACGACCUGCUGACCAAUGCUGACGUGAACAGCUCUGAGCACCAGCAGUGGUUCUACUUCAGGGUGAGCGGCAUGAGGGCGGCGGUGCCUUACCGCUUCAACAUCAUCAAUGGCGAGAAGCUCAACAGCCAGUUCAAUUAUGGGAUGCAGCCCACCCUGUACUCUGUGAAGGAAGCGCUCCUCGGCAGAGCCGGAUGGAUACGGACAGGCGAUGAGAUCUGUUACUACAAGAAUCAUUACUGCCAGCACACCACCGCGGCAGGGGGAACGAAGCACUAUUACACCCUGACCUUCUCCGUCACCUUCCCACACAGCGACGAUGACUGCUACCUGGCUUACCACUAUCCCUACACCUACACUGCCCUCAUGACUCACCUUGACCUCUUGGAAAAAAGUGUGGAUCCCCAGCGAGUGUACUUCCGGCAAGGUGUUCUCUGCCAGACCCUGGGCGGGAACCCCUGCCCUUUGGUGACCAUCACGGCCAUGCCUGAGACCAGCAGUCCUGACCAGCUGGAACAGUUUCGACACCGCCCCUACCAGGUGAUCACCGCCAGAGUCCAUCCCGGGGAGAGCAACUCCAGCUGGGUGGCCAAGGGGGCCUUGGAGUUCCUGGUGAGCGAGGACCCCGUGGCCAGGCUCCUGAGGGAGAACUUUGUCUUCAAGAUCAUCCCGAUGCUCAACCCCGACGGUGUGGUCCACGGCAACCACAGGUGCUCGCUGAGAGGGGAGGAUCUGAACCGGCAGUGGCUCUCUCCCCGCGCGCACCUCCAGCCGACGGUUUACCACGCCAAAGGACUCCUGUACUACCUGACGAGCAUCGGCCGCAGGCCCGUGGUCUUCUGUGAUUUCCACGGCCACUCCCAGAGGAAGAACGUGUUUCUCUACGGGUGCAGCGUGAAGGAGACGCUGUGGCAAGCGGGCUGCGCCGUGGGGGCCUCUGGUCUCGUGGAGGAUGUCAGCUACAGGACUCUGCCUCGGAUUCUGGAUAAGCUGGCGCCAGCCUUCACGAUGAGCAGCUGCAGCUUCUCCGUGGAGAAGUCUCGAGCCUCCACAGCCAGGGUGGUGGUGUGGCGGGAGAUGGGCGUGGCCAGGAGCUACACCAUGGAGACCAGCUACUGCGGCUGCACCCAGGGUCCCUACCAGGGUCUGCAGUUUGGAACCAGCGAACUCCAGGAGAUGGGAGCCAUGUUCUGCUUGGGCCUCCUCAUCUUGGAGCUCAAGUCCGUCAGCUGCAGUCAUCAGCUCCUGGCCCGGGCCGCCGCGCUGCUGAACGGCGAGGAGGACGCACUGGACCAGCACCUUCAGAGAUGCGGCGGUGGCAGCGGAGGCGGCGGCCGCAGCUCCUCUCCCGAGCUCGACGACGAGCCGCCGUGCUUGGAAGAGAUCGACUACAGCGGGGACAGCAGCUCGGACCAGGAGGCCAGCCUCCCCGAGCUGGACAGGCAGAUUCAGGAGUGCGCCUCCCACCGGGAGGGGGGAGAGGGAGAAGAAGAAGAAGAGGAGACAGGGCAGACAAGAGCCACGCCAUUGUCCUGA
Dipodomys spectabilis (banner-tailed kangaroo rat) is the source of this 3327-nucleotide messenger RNA. It is a transcript of the gene Agbl1, whose product is annotated as AGBL carboxypeptidase 1. Gene Ontology annotation, biological process: proteolysis; protein side chain deglutamylation; C-terminal protein deglutamylation. NCBI's taxonomy places the organism in Eukaryota, Metazoa, Chordata, Mammalia, Rodentia, Heteromyidae. The record is from RefSeq and is a predicted model, not a curated record. The transcript has 23 exons. Bases 1 to 3327 code for a protein of 1108 amino acids. Gene Ontology annotation, molecular function: zinc ion binding; metallocarboxypeptidase activity.